Molecule: messenger RNA, 1165 nt
Organism: Paramecium pentaurelia
Lineage: Eukaryota; Ciliophora; Oligohymenophorea; Peniculida; Parameciidae
Source: the annotation of a GenBank genome assembly
AUGUUAGUUAGUGAUUAUCCAGAUGGAAUAAUUACAAACUUUACUUGGACGGUUAUUAGAAUGACAAUCGCCAAUACAUUAGAUACAAAAUUGGAUUAUCAAGAUUAAAUAUAUUCAGUUGCAGUAUUCUUUUGUUUAUGUCUUUGUAUAUACAUUAAAAAUGUACAUUUGCGAAAGGCGUAUAUGUUCUCGAUUAGAGACAGUUCAUGGGGUAUUAAUUUAUAAUAACCUAACUUAAAGAAGUUUUGUUACCAUAACUUAUUUCCAAGCCAACUUUCAUAUUUACUUGCAAUGAAGAGAAAUAAUAGUUUUAGAUUUCCAGGAUGAUUCAAAUGCACUUUUUGAUGAAUGUUGAAAAUCCUUUGUUGCACUACUUAAGAAAUACAAGAUUAGGAAAUAAGACAUUAGAAUAAUACAUUUGGGACAAGGCCAAAUAAAGAUCAAAUUCCUCAAUUAGAUACACAAUUGAAAACUUAACUGUCCAUUACAAUAAGAAAUAAUAACAAAUAACUUUUUCUGAGUGCCUUUUAGACACGGUGACUUUUAUACUUGUAAUAGACUCAGAAGAUAAAAGUUUUAUUGAAUUAAGAAAGAAACAGUAAAGUAUUUAAGAACAACAUACUAAUUAAAUUUUGAAGGUGUUUAAAAGCCAACAAAGUAUUAUAAAGAGAGGGUUGAAGGAGAAAAAUUUUGAUUUAAUUUUUGAUUUAAGCAUUGCAAUGGUAUAAAUGAUUUAAAGAUGUCAAUUAAAUAAGAGUUGUUUGAGAUUAGUGAAUCUAACAAAUUUGUUAGAUUAUAUAAUUAAAUAAUUCUAAUAAAAAGAGGGAUCUGAAUACGAUUUCUAGUGUAAUUAAAAUAUCUUAAUUUUAACAAUUUAACCUUUAUUGGUUUCAUAUUUACUAUAUUUAUUUUAAAACAUGAGGCAAUUCAACCAUAUUAGAGUAGAAUUAUCCAGGAUAAAUGGACAAAUAUAACUACAAAUAUUAGGAUAACUUUAAAAGUAAAUGGAUUCAUUUUAUGAAUAAGUAGAAAAAAUCUUAAUGAAAAAAAAAAUAAUAAUCUAGUCUUGUAAAUAUGUUUGUAAUAAUUAGGUACAAUACUUUUAUUUAAUGAAUCUCCAAUGUUGUCCUUUAAUUCUACAAUCAUUCCAUAAAAAUCUAAUUGA